AUGGCCAUCCAUUCCAAGGACGAGGCGUUGAUAUGCAAAGUGUUUCCGUCCAGUUUGGGACCCAUGACGAUGAGAUGGUUCGGUGGCCUCAAGCCAAACUCCAUAAACUCUUUUAAGCAGCUAACACAGGCUUUUGGUUCUCGCUUCAUAACUAGCAGUAGGGUUCCUCGACUAGACUCCCUCCUGUCCUUGUCCAUGCGAGAGGGAGAGACCUUGAAGGUCUACUCAGACAGAUAUUGGGAAAUGUAUAAUGAGAUAGAGGGAAAUUACGAUAAUGUCGCCAUUAGCACAUUCAAGAGGGGCCUACCGACAGAGCAUGGUUUAAGAAAAUCCUUGACUGGGAAACCGGUUACCAGCUUGCGCCAACUCAUGGACCGAAUCAACAAGUACAAGAGAGUCGAAGAAGACCAACAGACGGGAAAGGGCAAAGCGAAGGUUGUCCCUCAGGAAAGGAGGGACUUCAGAUCGGAUCGCUUUAACAACAGUAACCGGCCGAGAAAGGAUUACUCGGAGCAAUCUGGAUCCACAGGGACACAGGCAGUCCAUGCUGUGUUUCAAGAACCAUUACAUAAAAUCCUAGAGAAAGUGAAGAACAAACCAUUCUUUCAAUGGCCAAGUAGGAUGGCAGGCGACCCCGCAAAACGCAACUAG
Quercus lobata is the source of this 651-nucleotide messenger RNA. RefSeq lists its product as uncharacterized. The record is from RefSeq and is a predicted model, not a curated record. NCBI's taxonomy places the organism in Eukaryota, Viridiplantae, Streptophyta, Magnoliopsida, Fagales, Fagaceae. The coding region runs from base 1 to 651 and encodes 216 amino acids. The transcript has a single exon.